Molecule: messenger RNA, 2175 nt
Organism: Eucalyptus grandis
Lineage: Eukaryota; Viridiplantae; Streptophyta; Magnoliopsida; Myrtales; Myrtaceae
Product: eukaryotic translation initiation factor 2A
Exons: 14
Coding region: 213-1778 (521 amino acids)
Biological process (GO): translational initiation
Cellular component (GO): cytosolic small ribosomal subunit
Molecular function (GO): mRNA binding; translation initiation factor activity; protein binding
Source: RefSeq, a predicted model, not a curated record
GUCCUUCUUCUUCCCCGUCGUUCUUGGCAACGCUUCGACCGAUCGAACUUCCAGCGCCGCGCAGCGUUCCCUCCGCCGUCGUCGUUCGGCGGCUCUUCCUCGACACUCCGAGCUUCAGUCCACGUCCGAAGCCCGACUCUUCAGAGUUUUCUUUCCAAUCAUCAGCUGGGCAUCUUUGCCUUGAUAUAUUGUUAGUUGUUGCAAUCUUCCUGAUGGCAACUACGGCUUCUUCGCCACCUCUGCAUAUUUUAGUUCGCGAACCGGAGGGGUUCUCUCUGUGGAAUGGACCCCCAUUUGCUAAUGGUCAACCCAGUGUCAAGCUCGAUAGGACUCCGUGCACAAGCACCAUGUUCAGCACAGAUGGGUCCAGGCUGAUGGUGAUAAGGUCCGACUCCGUGGUUGGCGUGUAUGACCGCAGCAACUUCAAGGAAAUCAGGAAUUUUGAGAUCCCCAAUUUGGUCACGGCAGCAUUGUCCCCGUGUGGGACCUAUCUCCAGACUUUCCAGAAAUCCUCAACGCCACAGGAGAAGAAUGUGAUCUUGUGGAAAGUUGAGUCUGGGGAGUCUGUUUAUCAGCUACUCCAGAAGAACAUAACUAAAACGACAUGGCCCUCCAUCCGAUUUAGUUCUGAUGAAGCUGUUGCGUGUCGACUUGCGACAAACGAGAUACAAUUUUUUGAUGGUUGUGACUUUUCAAAAGGUUUCAAAUAUAGGCUGAGAGUUCCUGGAAUUGCUGCAGUUGAGCUCUCUAAAACUCCGGGGUCCCACAUUGCAGCAUUUGUUCCAGAAUCUAAGGGUGUCCCCGCCAGUGUCCAAAUAUUUGCGUGUAGGGAGGAUCAGCAGAGUCAACCUGUUGCACGGCGAAGUUUCUUCCGCUGCUCAUCAGUGCAGCUGCACUGGAAUUAUGGGUCCACUGGACUUCUGGUUGUGGUGCAGUCUGAUGUUGAUAAAACCAACCAGAGUUACUAUGGGGAAUCGAAGUUAAACUACCUGACAACAGAUGGGGCUCAUGAAGGGCUCGUGCCUCUUCGUAAAGAGGGUCCUAUUCAUGAUGUUCAAUGGUCGUAUUCUGGUUCAGAAUUUGCUGUUGUUUAUGGCUUCAUGCCUGCAAAGGCUACCAUUUUUGACAAGAAGUGCAAUCCGCUCCUUGAGCUUGGAACAGGCCCUUAUAAUACCAUCAGAUGGAAUCCGAAGGGGAAGUUUAUAUGUUUGGCAGGUUUUGGUAACUUACCUGGUGACAUGGCAUUUUGGGAUUACAGGGAGAAGAAACAGCUGGGAGCAACAAAAGCUGAAUGCUCUGUGACCAGUGAGUGGUCUCCAAAUGGCUGCUAUUUUAUGACUGCCACAACAGCUCCAAGACUACAAAUUGACAAUUGUAUUAAAAUUUUCCACCACAAUGGAUCACUAUUCUUUAAGAAGAUGUUUGACAAAUUAUACCAGGCUGAAUGGAAACAAGAAUCACCCGAGAGUUUUGGUGAAGUUGCUGAAUUGAUAAAGUCUAUUGACUCUCUAAAGGUGGAAGAACAAAAACCACAAGGACAAACAGCUAGAUCAUCUCAAAAUUCUGCAAAGGUAACUUCUACCAACAUGCCUGCACAGAAACCUGCUGCCUAUCGUCCACCACAUGCUAAGAAUGCAGCCACUGUCCAGGCAGAGCUGUUUGGAGAGAGCUCUUCGAGUAAAACAUUGAGCAAGAAUGCUCUGAGAAACAAGAAGAAAAGGGAGAAACAAAGAGAGAAAAAAGCUGCGGAGGCUGGUUCUGCCUUGAGCGAUUCCUGAUAUUAUAAUUAGUGUUAGUUCCAUGUCUAGAAUCUUGGUCACUGGUUUGAUUUCCCUCACAUGACAAAGCGGCCAUAGGGACAAACAGCGGUGGAAUGCCUUCUGGCAUUUCAUCUUGAAGUUCAUCUUGAAGUGGAGCUAUUCCAAUGAUGCCAGGAUAUUAGGCUUUUGGGUGAAGAUUGGAAGUUUUACUUUUGAGGGACGACCAGAAUACCUCUUUGCUCUCUAUUUACUGUUCUUUAAAUUCAUUGAGAUGAGGGGUAAACAUUGUGCGAAAGUGGAAACUCCUUUUUUCGAAUAAUGUUCGAACUUUAGCAGUACCUAAGGGCGCGUUUGGCAACAAUUUUGUUUCCUGAACGAUUCUCGACAAGAAAUGAUUAUUUUUUAUUCUCGUUCC